UCGCAGGGACCCACUGGAGGCUUAGACGCAGAUGAUGUCAGACUCGCGAUUUAGGAAGAUCGCCGGCAGCUGCAGAAGAAAGGGCUGAAGCGGGGAGAGACUGGAGGCAGGGAGGCCCGGCAGGAGUCCGGGGGCACGUCGCUGUCCCGCUCGGAGCUUCCAUUUCCUGCCCCCGACAGCGGAAAUUCUGUCUCGCUUGACCACGAGACCUUCUGCCCACGGGGCCGGGGCGGAGAAUCUCGGGACUCAGGGCUGGGAGGAUCACGAGCGGUCGUGCGGAUCCGAAGUGUGCUUUUUCGCCAAAGGAAAUUGAGGAAGCCGGUAGAAGAGAAGCGACCGGCCCCGGAUCGCCCCGCUCGCAAGCCGUCCGUCCUCAGUCUCCUCCUCCACGCAAUGGGUCGGUUGCUAAGUGCCGCCGAGCUCCAGGACUGGCCACCGGAGGACCUCCAGCCCCACGCCCCGCCGCCCGGCGCACCUGUCCGACCUGCGCCCCCGGCCCAGGGCAGCAGGGGGCAGCAGGAACCCAGGCCAGCCGGGCGGACCGGGGCGGGCCGGGGCGGGGCCCAUUAAAAGCCGCCCCGGGCGUGAGGUUGCUCAGGAGCCAAAAUGAGUUGCUUUACCUUCCUGAAGGUCACCAUGGUUAUCUUUAACCUCCUCAUCUUUCUCUGCGGCGCCUCCCUGCUGGGAGUGGGAAUAUGGGUCUCUCUGGAUGGCGCCUCCUUCCUGAAGAUCUUCGGGCCCGUGUCGGCCAGCGCCAUGCAAUUUGUGAACGUGGGCUACUUCCUGAUCGCCGCGGGCUGCGCCCUGCUGGUGCUGGGCUUCCUGGGGUGCUACGGGGCCCAGAAGGAGAGCAAGUGUGUGCUGUUAAUGUUUUUCUCCAUCCUGCUCAUAAUAUUCAUCGCUGAGAUCGCUGCUGCAGUGGUCGCCCUGGUCUACACCUCCCUGGCGGAGAACCUGCUCAAUGCCUUGGUCGUGCCGGUGAUCCAGAAGGACUACGGCCAGCAGUCGGACAUCACCCAAGUGUGGAACAGCACCAUGGAAGGGCUCCAUUGCUGUGGUUUCAACAACUACACCGACUUUGAGCUGUCCCCGUUCUACAUGAAGUACCAGCACUUCCCCUCCUUCUGCUGUAAGAACCAGACGGACGUCUGCUCUGCAGAAGGGGCCCAGAAGGCUGGUGUCCAGGGCUGUUUUCAGCAGCUCCUGAAGGGCAUUCACACCAAUGCGGCCGUGGUGGGCGGCGUGGCUGCGGGUUUCGGGGCCCUCGAGCUGGCCGCCAUGGUCGUGUCCAUGUACCUCUACUGUCAACUGGACAAAGCCUGAUUCUGAGUACCGGGGGAUGGGGGGUGGGGGGGUGGGCCCCGGGGCAGAGCUCCUGUGGCCCCACCAGGGAUUGAGGUGAUGGGACGGACACCCACGGAGCCAAGCUUUAAAUUGGUGGCUGAGCCAGGUAGUGGGAGGGGGUCCCGUCCCCCCCACCCCCACCCCCUGAUGUUGCAAUUUCCCAAAUCCUUCCAUCUGGGGACAGGGCCCAGGGCCAACAUGAAGGCUCUUGGGAGUCAGAGCAGCUCUGAGCCUCUGGGAGGGCAGACACAGGCCCAGCUCGGUGGGGGCAGGGCCGAGGUGGCCCUGCCCCCCACGGGACCCUUGGCAGGGGAAGGGUGGGGGUGGGGGCACGGUGGGGAGGGCUGAGCCCAGAAGCUUGUGACUUUUGAUUGUACAAAAAUAAUUAAAGAGUUUUUUCCAUUUGCCA
This is a messenger RNA of Sarcophilus harrisii (Tasmanian devil), 1753 nucleotides long. It is a transcript of the gene TSPAN1, whose product is annotated as tetraspanin 1. Gene Ontology annotation, cellular component: membrane. Lineage: Eukaryota; Metazoa; Chordata; Mammalia; Dasyuromorphia; Dasyuridae. Bases 607 to 1323 code for a protein of 238 amino acids. The transcript is spliced from 9 exons. The record is from RefSeq and is a predicted model, not a curated record.